Molecule: messenger RNA, 2729 nt
Organism: Durusdinium trenchii
Lineage: Eukaryota; Dinophyceae; Suessiales; Symbiodiniaceae
Source: the annotation of a GenBank genome assembly
GCUUGGCAUUGCAACUACUGAUUCCCUUGGGCAAGAAUCAGAACUGCUGACGAUCAGACCAGCGCCCGGCAAUGUACCUUGUUACCAUGUUUUGCCACUCGAAGCAGUGGCCGCCUGGUCACAAUUUGAUAGGGGAGCGAAGUCCCUUUGAUUGGCUUCGUUGCUUUCGAUUGCACGCUGACCUCUCCUGCCAGAUUUUCUUCACGAAUUCAGGCCCAUAGAUAGUACAUAGCUUACAUUUUCUCACCUGUCUCACCUCCGUACAGAGGAAACACUUCUUGAUGGUGGGGUCCCGGCCUCUGGCCGUCUGGCUCGUUGUGUUGGUUUGGGGUUGGUUGGUUUGUGUUUUGGGGGUUUGCUUGUGUUCUUUUCCCACCAUCUUAGAGUGUUCCCUUUCCCUUCAAUGAUGACCUGGGCACUCCGCCCACAUGGCGUCCGCACUCGUGGAAAAAUAAAUGUUCCCUGAGGCCUUGACCCAGCACAUACAUGCCCCCAAGUUUGUGGCAGAGUUGUCAUUCUCUGUGUCCCUUGCCCUCCGACGUUACCAGGAGAAGCUGCAGCAACUGAGAGGCAGACUGAUUGCCCAGCAUUCUGUAUGCCUGCUCUUCGUCUUCACCGAUGCCUUCUUCGAGCUCCCUGGAGUGCCGAAACUCCCAAAGGCAGACGUCGGAGGAAUGCUGUUCAGUGAGCAUGCAGAGCUGGUAUCAUGGUUUUCUUGGCAGCUGCCUUCUUCUAUGCUGGUCGAUUUCAUCGAUGCCGGUGCCAAGACCCUGAUCUUUGAACUCGAGUUUCUUGCAGUCUUGCUGGCGAUUGAAUGCUGGCAUUGGAGACUGACACUUGGCGAAGUCAGAGGUGUGAUGGAAUCGUUGCCACAAACUCUCAAGUUCCUAAUUGAGACACUUUCCGCUGGGUUGGUACCGCUGCUCGCUGUGUUUUUGCGAGUCAUUUCAGCCAUGCUUUGGCAUUUAUUCGUGCUCAUAUCCGCCACUGUUUGCGUCCUUUCUUGGGCUGCGGAAACGGAAUGCAAAACUGCGACUUCUUCAAAGUCAUCCGGGCUUCUUCAGGUGAUGACGCGAACUGGAUCAGAAGUGGAGGUCUCGCAUCAGCUGAGAGUUCGUUGGAUUCAAAAGAUGCAGAAGGACCCUGACCUGCUUGUGAAGGCAGCCAAACAGGUGGGGAUUGACUUACCUCACCUUUCCGUUUUGAACACGUGGAACGCGAGCAGCUUCGUGGAUCUCACCUCCCCAAGCCCAACGUUGUCGGACGUGGAGCAAAAAUUGGACAACGAAAUCACGAGUGAUACAGAUUACAGCAAUGUUGCAAACGGCGCUACCAAAGCAAUCGCUUCGUUCUUCAGCAAAUUGGCAACUGGCACUGAUGUCCAGCUGCAAGAUGCCCUUGGAGCUGCCUGGGAAGGGGGUGGAAGUGACCUGCUCAUUGCAGGAGUCGCACUGAUCAAUCCGGCUGUGGCCAUCCUUGCAACGUUCUCGCUGCCUUUCAUGUCAUUGCUCACGGGUGGUCCAGAAAGCAGUCCCUACCAAGAUCUGUAUAACACCGUGAUGAAGGAGGUGAAGGUAUUGAUAGUAACAGCUGGGUUGAAAAGGGCGCAGGCCCAGAUGCAGAUUCUUGCAAACGACCUGGAAGUUCUACCCGGCUUUCUUUCCAGAAAGUACACGACUCCAACAGAUGUUGAGAAAAGCAUUCGCCUGUCUUUCUUCCUCACCCUGCAGUAUCAAAUGGGCCUUGUGCAGGCUGACCUAUUCCAGGAGUGCUACACCGGUAGUACGGAGAGUUAUGACUGCAAAACGGUAGGUAUGAGAUGUACCGUGUUUCCAGCUCUGGCCCAUGCCCAGCUUCACAUGGCAAUUUUCACGGAGUUGAUGGCAGCAAUGCCAGAGUAUCGCUCUCAAUUUGAGAAACAAGCAAAAGCUCAGGCCAGGACCUACUUCAGAAUCUGUCUGCGGAUGUAUGAGUAUUGCCGAUCAGAUGGAAAUGACAGACCUUGGGCUCAGACGAGGGCUGACGAAGUGCAAGAGAAAACCUAUGAACAGCUGACUUGGCUUGCAGGGCUUUAUGGAGAAACUCCUGACUUAAUGCACUUGCAGAGGAUGAUUUUUUUGCCUGACCGUGAUGUUUCAUCUUUCACUUCACAAUCUGCAGGCUGGGUCGAUUCUCAAUCUGGACAUCUCCUACGCGGCUUCUACGUCAAGGAUGGUGGUGGUUCUCACACAGACCAAAUCACGAAGUAUCGGGAAGUAUCGUUUCCUUCGUCUUAUUCUUCAGGGGACAUGAAGUUGCUUGAUGUGACAUUGAGGAACCAUUGUGAAAGGCAAAGUGUUCCUUCCAGAAGCGGACAAGGAUAUCGCACUGUGUGUUACGACACCCGCUAUUUGCGGUGUCCUGCCGGCUGGUUCGUCUAUGGCUUGUAUCGUAAACACAGUGGCAUAACGGGCUUGACAAGGGUUGAUUGCCGCAGACCCAAAAGUGCCGAAAAGACACAUCUGAAUUGUGAGGAAUUAUAUUUGUCGGCACUUGAUAGUGGGACUGUGAACUCCUGGAUGGAGUGUCCUGAACACAAGUUGAUAACAGAACUGGUCAUCGAUGACUGGGAGGCUUUUUUGGCUUGGAACCGAGAUGGCAUGGACAGGCUCAACCGAAUGACGUGCUGCGAUGUGAAGUGGUAGACAGGAAUGGCAAGAGGGCACCAAAAGAGCACGGGUUAAACACCG